ACUCUUUCUCUACCCCUCGUCUUGUGUCUCGGUUUGUACAGCGCGCCUUUUCUCUUUCUCGGUGGUCUCUUUCAUCCCACUACAAGUUCAACAUGCCGCAAGAAGUUCACAAGUACGGAACAGAUGAUGGCUGGCACGGCAUCAUUCAAGAAGGCGGAGAGUUUCCACCAGAAAAAGACAGAUACCACCUCUACAUAGGCCUCUUUUGUCCCUUCGCCCACCGCGUAAACCUCGUCCGUCUUCUCAAAAACCAAUCCCCCUACCUACCCAUAUCCAUCGUCCGACCCUAUCCCAAAGGCGAGCCCGGCUGGCGCUUCGACGACGGCGCCUACCCUGCCGCAACACCCGACCACCUAUUCAACAGCCAAUUCAUGCACCAAAUCUACUUCCGCGACGACCCCGCCUACAAGGGGAAAUAUAGCGUACCGCUCCUCUGGGACAAGAAAGCCAGUAGAAUAGUAAACAACGAGAGUGCGGAGAUGUUGCGGUGGCUACCACAGGCGUUUGAUUCCUUGCAGAGACAAGAAGAGGGGGGUGGUAAGGAAACAACCAGUCUAUCUUUCUAUCCACAGAGUCUAAAAGAGAAGAUCGAUGAGGUGUAUCCCUGGCUUACAGACCACAUCUGCAGCGGCGUGUACAAGACUGGUUUCGCACCGAAUCAGGAAGUGUAUGAGAAACAUGUUGUUCCGCUCUUCGCGGCACUCAACAAACUCGAGGCGCUCAUACAUGAGAACGGUGGCCCAUAUAUCCUCGGCAGCGAAAUUACGGAACUAGACCUCCUGGCUUAUCCGACCAUUGUCCGCUUCGAUACAGUGUAUGCGCAGCAUUUCAAGACGAAUCUGGGGAGCAUACGGCAUGAUUACCCGGUGCUGAACAACUGGCUAAAGGGGCUGUAUUGGUGUGUGCCUGGUUUCAAAGAAUCGACGGAUUUUAAGCAUAUCAAGGAGAAUGUGAGUGUAUAUGGGGUUGAGAGUCGAUGGAAAGCCUGCUAA
Molecule: messenger RNA, 992 nt
Organism: Pyrenophora tritici-repentis Pt-1C-BFP
Lineage: Eukaryota; Fungi; Ascomycota; Dothideomycetes; Pleosporales; Pleosporaceae
Product: ECM4, glutathione S-transferase
Cellular component (GO): cytoplasm
Molecular function (GO): glutathione transferase activity
Source: RefSeq, a predicted model, not a curated record